Messenger RNA from Penicillium chermesinum, 423 nucleotides. Its product is annotated as putative stress response RCI peptide. The record is from RefSeq and is a predicted model, not a curated record. The coding region runs from base 1 to 423 and encodes 140 amino acids. The transcript has 2 exons. Lineage: Eukaryota; Fungi; Ascomycota; Eurotiomycetes; Eurotiales; Aspergillaceae. Gene Ontology annotation, cellular component: fungal-type vacuole lumen; fungal-type vacuole membrane. Gene Ontology annotation, biological process: endosome transport via multivesicular body sorting pathway. Gene Ontology annotation, molecular function: ubiquitin protein ligase binding.
AUGUGUAGCUCCGACAUCUUUCUGGCCGUCCUGGCCGUCUUUUUCCCGCCUAUCGCCGUAUGGAUCAAGAGAGGGAUCUGCACCGCAGAUUCACUCAUCAACUUUGCCUUAUUGAUACUGGGCUAUGUCCCCGGCCUCAUCCACGCUUGGUAUAUUAUCGUCCAGUAUCCCGAGCCCGAUUAUGAUGACCCAGCAUAUGCGCCUAUCCCCAAUGAUGCCGAGAAUGGUCGUGUGACUUACUACUAUGUCUCACACCAGCCUGCCCAGCGCUCCUAUGGAACCACCGACCAGCAGCCGCAAGCUCCUCAGGCUCUGCCGGCUGGAGCGGCAGGAAGUAGCCAUGGGCCAUCUCAGGGCGAGGCUCGUCCUCCAACCUACGCCGAGGCAGUGCAGGGCGACCACAAGAUCCAGACUCAGGACUAA